Messenger RNA from Ilex paraguariensis (yerba mate), 550 nucleotides. Lineage: Eukaryota; Viridiplantae; Streptophyta; Magnoliopsida; Aquifoliales; Aquifoliaceae. The record is from the annotation of a GenBank genome assembly.
UGACACAGCACCUAAACAAGAAGCUCCUCAGUUUAUGAAGAAAAUUGGUGAUUGCGAAAUCUAUGCUGGUAUGACUGCAAAAUUCACAGCCUGUGCCAGUGGGUAUCCAGAACCAGAGUACGAAUGGUUCUGCGAUACUGUUCGAUUACAUCCAUCGAAUAGAGUUGAAAUGGAAAAAGAAGGAACUGGAUUAGUGAGACUGAAAAUUUCAAGCGCUAAUCCAGAUAUUGAUCGAGGCAGAUACAGACUGAGAGCAUUCAAUCCGCAUGGAGAAGCGUUUUGUGAAGCUAACUUGGUAUUUGACGAUGGCCUCGAGACUAAAUAUAAGCGACCAGUUGGAGAACUUUACAAGGACUACGAUCGUUUUCGAGCUACUGGUGCACCUCUUCCCUUGGCAGACAAGCCUAUCAUUCGUUGUAUGACAGAUCGUUAUCUGACCCUCUCGUGGAGACCAUCAAUUCCGAUUGGACCUCGUGAACCAGUCACUUACUUAGUUGAAAUGGAAGAGCAACCCAAUGGGAAAUGGUUUACUGCUAGAUCUGGUGAGUGA